This is a messenger RNA of Vicia faba (fava bean), 1608 nucleotides long. The record is from the annotation of a GenBank genome assembly. NCBI's taxonomy places the organism in Eukaryota, Viridiplantae, Streptophyta, Magnoliopsida, Fabales, Fabaceae.
AUGGCGGACGGAGAAGCAGCUGAAGGUGGAGUACGGCGGAGAGGAUGCACAUUUCAAAAAAACGACUUCUUCCCGGAGGAAUCCUUCAAGAGUUGGGGAAACUACGGAAGAGCCGUUAUGAAUACACCGCUCCGCUUCAAGGAUCAUGUGUUGAAACGAUCCAGUGAUCAUGCAGAGAUAGUGGAUGUUAAGGCUCAAAGUGGGAACGAGAUGAAGAAGACGCUGAACUGGUGGGACUUGAUGUGGUUCGGCGUUGGAGCUGUAGUUGGUUCGGGAGUAUUUGUGCUUACCGGACUUGAGGCUAAGGAGAAAGCAGGUCCGGCAGUCGUCUUGUCGUUUGUCAUCUCCGGUGUCUCCGCUUUGUUAUCGGUGUUUUGCUACACAGAGUUCGCCGUCGAAAUUCCGGUUGCAGGUGGUUCAUUUGCAUACUUAAGAGUAGAGUUAGGAGACUUUGUGGCCUUCAUAGCUGGCGGAAACAUCCUCCUGGAGUAUGUUAUAGGCGGUGCCGCCGUUGCUCGAUCUUGGACCUCUUAUUUUGCUACCCUCUGCAACAGAAAUCCUGACGAUUUCCGUAUAGUAGUUCAUAACAUGAACCCUGAUUAUGGCCACCUUGACCCUGUUGCUGUUGUUGCCCUCAUAGCUAUCACAGCACUUGCGGUUUACAGCACCAAAAAUUCUUCCAUCUUCAACUACAUAGCUACUAUCUUCCACAUGGUUGUCCUUCUCUUCAUAAUAAUCGCUGGUCUUAGCAAAGCCAAAAUUGAAAACUACUCACCAUUCACUCCUUUCGGGUUUCGUGGUAUAGUCAGUGCUUCAGCUGUUCUUUUCUUUGCUUAUGUUGGCUUUGAUGCAGUUGCAACUAUGGCUGAGGAAACUAAGAACCCUGCCAGAGACAUUCCUAUUGGCCUUGUUGGCUCAAUGACAAUUACCACUGUACUAUAUUGCUUACUAGCAACAACACUAUGUCUUAUGCAGAAUUACAAAGAGGUUGAUACUAACGCUCCUUUCUCUGUUGCUUUUAGUGUUGUUGGAAUGGAUUGGGCUAAGUACAUUAUUUCAAUUGGUGCUUUGAAAGGAAUAACAACUGUGUUGUUGGUUAUUUCUGUUGGUCAAGCUCGUUAUUUAACACACAUUGCACGUACUCACAUGAUGCCUCCUUGGUUUGCUUUUGUUGAUGACAGAACAGGAACACCUAUGAAUGCUUCCAUCUCAAUGCUUAUUGCUAGCUCUAUUGUUGCUUUCUUCACUGAUCUUGGGAUUCUCUCUAAUCUUUUAUCAAUUACAACUCUCUUUAUCUUUAUGCUUGUGGCCUUGGCGCUUUUAGUAAGGAGAUAUUAUUCAAGUGGAGUAACUACAAAAGUUAAUCAAGUGAAUCUCAUUGUGUGUCUUAUUUUGAUUAUUGGAUCUUCCCUUGGAAUUUCAGCUUGUUGGGCUUCCGAUAAUGGGUGGAUCGGGUAUAGUAUUGUUGUUCCGUUGUGGUUUUUAGGUACAGGUGGUCUUUGGCUUUUUGUUCCAAUGGAAAAGAAACCUGAUGUUUGGGGAGUACCUUUAGUUCCAUGGGUUUCUUUUGGUAUACUAUAUAUUGUUGGGGUUACAUGCUUCAUAUGA